This is a messenger RNA of Lactuca virosa, 462 nucleotides long. The record is from the annotation of a GenBank genome assembly. Lineage: Eukaryota; Viridiplantae; Streptophyta; Magnoliopsida; Asterales; Asteraceae.
AUGAAGAUCCUUGAUAUUGCUGAAUUCACAUCAGACAAAUAUGAUGGACCUAUCCGCCACCCUCACCUUAUCCCCCCUCGUCCCAGCAACUGCCUCCGUGAGGCCAUAGUAGGAUCGCCGACGACUCCAUGCGACUCCGAUGACGGGCCUGAGGCCGGUGUCGAGGUUACCGUGGUGUUUCCCUCUUCCGAGACGGUCCACCGCUGUGCUGCCGAGCCUCCUGUCGCCGCUACUGUUACAUUGCCGAGGUCGUCGCCAGAGGACUCGUUUCCAUUGCUCCGGUUAGCGAUUGCCAUCUCGAAGGACUACUGUGUCGUGUCGAUGCCCCCAGCCGCCGUAAGAACCGUCGUAGCGCUGCUGUUCUUCCCCUCCGAGUCGCUGUUGUCUUCCCCACUGCCAUCCUAUCCCGUUGUUGCAACGCCGCCGCCGUCGGUCAAUAGCGACGUUGCUGUCGUUCGAUGA